UUGGCUUUUGUCUUAACGCGCUGAUGCUCAACUUCGCAGCAGCGCCGCGAACGCGCAGCAUCCGGGAGGACCGCGCGCGUCCCCGCGUCGGCUGCCUGACGCGGAGAGCGAGGAGGUGGCGGCGAAAAAUGAUGGCGACCGAUGCGGCGGAGGCAGGGAGCCGCACCACCUGCCCCUGCCCCGUCCCCGUCCCCGACACCGGCCUCCGCGCCGUGUCCACCGGAGUCGCGCGGAGACGCCGGGACAGGCAGUGGAGGGCGCGCUUGGUUUACCUGCAGUGCUAUUUCCUGACCAUUGCAACGAUAUUAGGAACUGGAAUCUUAGGUCUUCCAGUAACGAUAGCCCAUGCUGGACUGCUGCCUUUCCUCGUCUCCUUUCUUGUUGGCUUUUUUGUCCAGGCCUUGCUUAUCUACCUGUUUGUGGAACUUCUCCAGAAAUGUCAGGUGGUGCAGCUGGACUCUCUAAAGACGGAUGCUGCAGAGUGCAUUGUGAUGGAUCAGGUGAUCGCGGAGGAUCCAGCUCUUACAGAGGAUGAGGAUGAAGAUGAGGGUGAAAAUGCAGAAGCAGAUACAGGUCUGUUGAGGCCGGAUGCGGUUGCCCUGCACAACCUGGAGGACGGGCUGCAGCCCAACCUUCAUCUGCUCGGCCACCUCUUCCUCUCACGGCCCAUGAGCCACGCCUUCAACUGCGUCCUCCUCUUCCAGUUUAUUUCUAUUGGAAUUAGUUAUGUCUUAGCUGGCAGUGAGGCCUAUGCUGCUCUUCUUAAUGUCAGCCACAUCUAUGUGAUCCCGGCCUUCACCUGGAUUCUGACUCUUGCCAUCUUACUAGCCCACACAGUCAUCCAGCCAGUCACGUCCGUGCUCACCCUGCUGAAAGGAAUCCUGCUCAUCGUCACGGUGGCUGUGACGUUCGCAGUGGGGUCAAAGGUCGGCCUUCAGAGCAGCAGCGACUUCAGUGAGAUGGGGAAACCUUUCCUAAUGGGCACAGUGGCGCUGGGAGGGAUCGUAAACGUGAUGCCUUUGCUGUUCUCGCAGAUCUCGCACAACAAGACACAGAUCCUGUGGUUUCGACGCGCAGUUCUUGGCGGCCUGACAACCUGCACUGUGCUCAACAUCCUUUGGUGCUGGGCAGUGCUGGAAAUUGUUCCCCAGACAUCGUUACCAGAGAGGCGAGUGGCAGUUGAGACAAGCACCCGGCCUGACGCCGGCGGCCCACCCGCACCUCAUUCCGCAGCCCCCCCUCUGUUGUACUCCAACAUCUCACUAGAGGAGUCAGAGAAAGCAGGGGAGAUCGCGACCAUUCCACUCACAAAGAUUAUCAAUGAGCGUUACGGCGCCUACUCCUGGGUGGCUGAGCUGAUCCAGGUCUUCAUAGCCGUCAGCGUCACCGUGUCCUUCCUGGUGAUGGGAUCUGCCAUGAAGCACACCGUCGACGGCCUGGUGAGCUCGCUGUGCGCCGGGAGUGUGGAGUGGCUGUCGAAGGCCUGCGAGAGAAAGGCGCCAAACCGACGGCGCGUCUGCUCGGCAGGGAGUGUGGCCAAAGGAUUCAUGUCACUGCUUGGAUUUAGUGUCAUCUUCAUCGUGUCAAUGUGUGAUCCCAGGGGUUUCAUUGUCAUGUUGGACAAAGUCGUGUCGUUCUCUCUCAACACUGAAGUGGGCCUGUUUGUCUUCAUCAUGCUGAGAGAGUCCAGAGAAGACCGCUUCCAACACCUGGCUGUCCCGCUGCCCGUGGGCGACUGCGUCUUCAGCCUCACCUGGCUGCUCCCCUGCUACUUCCUGUUUGCGGUGACCUAUGACGUCCUGCAGACGCUGGCCGAAGUGGCCCACUACCUGCCCUUCUACAGCCACAGUCAGGAGGCACAUGGCCAGAACGGGAGCGGGAGCUUCACGGCAGCCAAUGUCUCUGUGCCGCACUGACCCUCGAGCCGCCGCCGCCGCCGCCGCCCCACACAUGGACCAGAACGAGUUGAAAUUGCCAAAAAUUGGAAGCAUAGCAAGUGCAGUUUUUCCUUUUUAAUCCUUGUAUUUAUACUAAACGAGUUCUCGAUGCAAUGUGAAAACCUUGAGGUGAAGCCGUGUGUUUUUUUGGCACUGCACGUUCCCAUGAUCACCGGGGAUGUCCACGUUUACAUUGGGUCAAUGGCCUGUGGAAAUGUGCCAGCCUGUUGCUGUCUAAGCUUUACAGGACACCAGUGUUUAUAUCCAAACAGGGAAAUGAACCGUCAGAGUCGACACCGAUGAAACACCAUGCGUUUUAUCAAUCCGACACAAUGCACAUAUUCGAGUUUGUCGCGCAGACUGACCGUUCUGUGCACCUGGUCCCUAACGUAUUAUCACUGUAAAUAUGGUUCUAUAUUGGCACGCAUAUACAGUAUAUACAUUUUAAUGAAGACUAUACAUCACGCUGUAACCUGAGCCACUAUCAAUGUAGCAUGAAGAGUAUCAAAAUGAUACUGAUUAGACUGAAAUGAGUGAAUGUUACAGCUUAUUGCUGUUUCUUAGGGUCCUUGAUCGUUCGUUGCCACAAAGCUGAGCCACAGGUAUAUUGUCCUGGGGGGGGGGGGUCCAUGAAGUCCUUUCACUCUGCAGUAGACACUCGCUGCCUGAGUAGAUCCAGUGUUCUGCCGCUGCAAGUUUUUAUGCGUGAGGCGGAAAUAUAAAAUGGCUGCAACCCACUUUCAACUUCCUUUGUAAAGUGCAAAAAUAAAAAUAUUCAAAAUCCCACCGCGGCCCACUUUGAAAAUCCCUGCUUUACAGACAUGCGCAGAGAACGAGGCGCGCCUCCUUAAUUGCGUUGUAUUCUGCUGUGCACCACAGGCCGCGCCCCCAGGACGACCCCAGCGUGAGGGGGCGUCUUCGAAAUCAUCCUGUCGUUGUUCCACAUUGAAGUCAAUUAUGUUUUUUGUCGCGACAUGAAUAAAACGAGCUUUCAUGAUUGUCA
Messenger RNA from Scophthalmus maximus (turbot), 2940 nucleotides. RefSeq lists its product as uncharacterized. NCBI's taxonomy places the organism in Eukaryota, Metazoa, Chordata, Actinopteri, Pleuronectiformes, Scophthalmidae. The transcript is spliced from 18 exons. The record is from RefSeq and is a predicted model, not a curated record. Bases 24 to 1916 code for a protein of 630 amino acids.